AACGCCUGGCGGGCUGCUUUUCCCGGCAUGCCUCGGGGCGGGCUCCGCUCUCUGUGCCGCUGGGGUAUUAUGGAAGAGGGGACCCUGAGAGGCCUGGGACCGGGACCGGGCCCGCGGGGUGCCAGACAUGCUCAUAAGCCAGGCAGCGGUGCAGUUUGAUGACGUGGCCGUGUAUUUCACCGAGGAGGAGUGGAUCUGUCUGGAGGAAUGGCAGAAGGAGCUCUACAAGGAUGUGAUGAAGGAGAAUUAUCAGACCCUGGUGUUUGUGGGGCAGCCGGAAGUUGUGUCCAGGAUAGAGAGAGGCGAGGAUCCCUGUAUCAGGGGCCACCAGGUCUCUGAGGGGCCACGGGCGGAGGGCAGCACAGACACAGGUCGCACGGAGGAACUGUUACCGCAACCCGAAGAACUCGAUAUGGAGCUGCAGAUCCACUGCCCAGAGGAGCUGCUGGAAGAUUUUGGCUCCCAGGCGGAGUGGGACGUGGUCGACAUCUUAAUCUUCCUGGACGAACUCUUUGACUUCUAGCGGCCGCUCCAUUUUAGAGUCGGAUGUCUGUCCCGUCAUGUAUAAGAUUCUCACGGUGGGCAGGGCUUUACGUAAGGACCAAUCAGAAUACACCUGAUGCACUCUGAUAGGCUCCUAGCGGCUCAGUGUCACAGUUCUCACGGCCGGUCUGGUGCUUCCCAUCACUGACCGCCACUUCCCAACGGCGCCUGACGCCCAAGGUUACCGUCUCUCUGCCCUC
Spea bombifrons (plains spadefoot toad) is the source of this 743-nucleotide messenger RNA. Its product is annotated as zinc finger protein 783-like. The transcript is spliced from 5 exons. Bases 128 to 523 code for a protein of 131 amino acids. Gene Ontology annotation, biological process: regulation of DNA-templated transcription. NCBI's taxonomy places the organism in Eukaryota, Metazoa, Chordata, Amphibia, Anura, Pelobatidae. The record is from RefSeq and is a predicted model, not a curated record.